UCACCUUCAAACACCGGAAUCAACUGAUAGAACGUUAAAUAGCUCAUACUGUAAUUGACUUGUCAGUUCAUCCUCUGAAAGUUUGUGGAGUCGCUUGUUGUUCUUUCUAAUACAAAAUGGGAGCCUGUAUGGCUUUGUGUUCUCUUGCGAGCUGUGCCUCGUGUUUGUGUGGCUCUGCUCCAUGUCUGCUCUGUGGCUGUUGUCCUUCUUCCAAUAACUCCACCGUCACUCGGCUGCUCUUCUCUUUCUUCCUUCUGCUGGGGACACUGGUGUCUGUAAUCAUGAUCUUGCCUGGCAUGGAGACGCAGCUCCGCAAGAUUCCUGGCUUUUGUCAAGGAGGAACCACAAUACCAGGGAUCGAGAACCAUGUCAAUUGCGAUGUGAUUGUAGGCUACAAAUCAGUGUACCGCAUGUGUUUUGCUAUGGCAUGCUUCUUUUUCCUUUUUUCUGCAAUCAUGAUUCGUGUAAAGAGCAGUAAAGACCCUCGUGCUGCUAUUCAGAAUGGGUUCUGGUUCUUCAAGUUUCUGAUACUUGUUGGCAUCACUGUCGGAGCCUUUUUCAUUCCGGAUGGAACAUUUCAUGAUGUUUGGUUCUACUUUGGUAUUGUGGGCUCCUUCAUGUUCAUCCUGAUCCAGCUCAUCCUCCUGAUCGACUUUGCCCACUCCUGGAAUGAAGUGUGGGUGAGGAAUGCUGAGGAAGGCAACAGCAAGUGUUGGUUCUCAGGUCUGUUGUUCUUCACUAUCCUGCAUUACGCCCUGGCCUUUGCUGCAAUCGUGCUGUUUUAUCUCUACUACACCAAACCUGACAACUGCACCGAACACAAGUUCUUCAUCAGCUUCAACCUUAUUCUCUGCGUCAUCAUAUCGGUGCUUUCCAUUCUGCCUAAAGUGCAGGAUGCCUCACCUCAGUCUGGUCUGCUUCAGUCCUCUAUUAUUACUAUGUACACUAUGUACGUCACCUGGUCCGCCAUGACCAAUAAUCCUAGUAAGUCACAUGCAAAAAAAACCUCAGAAAAUAUUUACUGUCUGACUUUUUUUCUCUCUUUUUAUUUUAUGAGCUUUCAUUUCGUUCCUACUCAGGUUGAUGCAAUUUUUGACCGUGAAUGUAACCCUAGUUUGCUCAGCCUGGUGUCCAAUAUCAGCACAACUGAAGCCAUGCCCACAAGCUCCCCUGGAAUGGUGCAGUGGUGGGAUGCUCAAGGCAUUGUGGGACUGGUUAUCUUCCUCUUCUGCACCUUUUAUGCCAGCAUCCGUUCAUCCAGUAACGCUCAGGUGAACAGGCUGAUGCAGACGGAGGAGGGGAAGGGCACUGUGGGAGGAGAGGAGGUGGGGAAAGACGGACUGCGGCGUGUCGUGGAUAAUGAAGAGGACGGGGUCACAUACAACUAUUCCUUUUUCCACUUCCACCUCUUACUGGCCUCUCUCUACAUUAUGAUGACACUCACUAACUGGUACAAACCUGAUACAACCACUCAGGCCAUGCAGAGCACUAUGCCUGCAGUGUGGAUAAAGAUCAGCUCCAGCUGGCUGGGUCUGGGGCUCUACCUGUGGACGCUUGUGGCUCCUGUUAUUUUCCCCAAUCGAGACUUCAACUGAGCUUGAGUGGGUGAGACUCUCUCACCUAUUCAAACUGCUCAUGUUUGUGUUGUGUUAGAAAUAUCGCAAUCUCCAAAAACCAUUAAAUCGUCAAGACUUAAAGCAAUUCAAAUCUGAAACAGAUGAUUAGUGACUAGUCUCAUAGGGCUGGUAGGUACUUAGUCAUUUAAAAAAUGCAUGGACAACAACAAAAGUAUAUGAUGCCAUGACAAGUAUUUAAAAACGCAAAAAUGACACUAAAGUCUGUUUCAGUUGUUCAGUACAUUGACACAUGGCAUGUGAGGAUUACUGCUGUGCAGAAAGAUGCCAUUCACCACUAGAUUUUCUUGUCUUCUCAGUACUGACACCUGAAGCACACAUAUUUUUUUUAAGUAAUAUAGCUGCGCAAAAAUGUCAUUUAAAAGUAAUGCUCGAGUGAACAGCAUAUUCCGUUUUGCUUUGAUUCCUCCAUCCUUUAUCUCAUACUCGCGUCCUUAAGAUCUUAAGAUAAAGGAGCUAUACUGCAAGUAAAGUAAAGUGGAUGGACAAUUAAUGAAAUGAGAAGCAGCCUUUUUGCUUAAUGAAUGAUUCACUGCUGUCUCCCUUCUUGCACUGUUCAAAUGUUUGGCAUG
This is a messenger RNA of Sinocyclocheilus rhinocerous, 2206 nucleotides long. RefSeq names its product serine incorporator 1-like. The transcript is spliced from 10 exons. The record is from RefSeq and is a predicted model, not a curated record. Gene Ontology annotation, cellular component: membrane. Lineage: Eukaryota; Metazoa; Chordata; Actinopteri; Cypriniformes; Cyprinidae. The coding region runs from base 117 to 1595 and encodes 492 amino acids.